Molecule: messenger RNA, 357 nt
Organism: Pochonia chlamydosporia 170
Lineage: Eukaryota; Fungi; Ascomycota; Sordariomycetes; Hypocreales; Clavicipitaceae
Product: thioredoxin-like fold protein
Exons: 1
Coding region: 1-357 (118 amino acids)
Molecular function (GO): protein-disulfide reductase activity
Source: RefSeq, a predicted model, not a curated record
AUGCCCGUCGUCAACAUCACAUCCAAACCCCAAUUCGACGAGCUCCUCAAAAGCCACCGCUUCGUCGCCCUCCAGGCCAGCGCAUCAUGGUGCGGUCCCUGCAAAGCCAUCUCCCCCAUGUUCGUCAAGCACUCCGACGCUCUGGGCGUUGACAACACCUACGCCUUCGCCAAGUUUGACACCGACGACGUUCCCGAUCUCGCGUUCGAGCUGGGCGUCCGCUCCCUGCCUACAUUCUACUUCUUCGAGAACGGCGACAAGACGGACAGCAAUGUCACUGGUGCGAACCCGCCGGCGUUGAAGAAGGCGGUUGAGGAGUUUUCGGUCAAGGCAAAGGGCGAUGCUGUGAGUGAUUAG